Messenger RNA from Branchiostoma belcheri (Belcher's lancelet), 1628 nucleotides. RefSeq lists its product as uncharacterized. NCBI's taxonomy places the organism in Eukaryota, Metazoa, Chordata, Leptocardii, Amphioxiformes, Branchiostomatidae. The coding region runs from base 16 to 1398 and encodes 460 amino acids. Gene Ontology annotation, biological process: carbohydrate metabolic process. The transcript is spliced from 2 exons. The record is from RefSeq and is a predicted model, not a curated record.
GUCACAGUAAGCAUCAUGGCGUCCAUACCUGGUCUUCCCUACGUUAUUGUGCUUGUGUUUAUCUCCAGCACCGCGCUGGGAAAGCCGGAUAACACGUCAUCAUGUACCCUGGAGAUGUUCGGUAACAGCUCGAACGCCUUUUGGGCCUGUCGGACAGAACUGGCGCUGCAGAGAAACUGGUUUCCUGACCCCAUAGCCGGGCUGUUUUCCUACCAGACUUGGAACGGAUUUGACGGUUUCUGGCAAAAUGGAGCCGUUUUGGAAUCUGUCGUCAAUUUUAUGCAUUACGCAAACAAUACACGACAUCUCAGUAUCAUCCAGAAUUCCUUCCGAUAUCUGGACGAUCUCUUACUGGCUUACGCCCCCGAACCUUCAUACGACGACAUGGCGUGGUUCGGCCUAAGCUACGCGAGAAUCUACGAGAUCUUUGGCGACCAGAAUUUCCUGAGCAGUGCCAAGGACGUUUUCGACCACAACUGGAUGAGAGGCUGGGACAGUAGCGGUAACUGUACAGGCGGCAUGUGGUUCGACUACACCAAAGGUUCCAAACAAACCAUCACAAAUGUGCAAACUUUGCAACUUGGCGCUCGCCUCUACCGUUUAACAGGUUUCAAGGAUAAAGAUCUACUGAAGAAGGUUAACAAACAAUGGCAGUACAUAGUCCAGAACCAACUAGUCGAUCCUCAUACGUACCUCGUAUCAGACGGAGUGGACUAUAACAACAAGACAAAAAACUGCACAGCAAACAAAGUCUUCGGACCAACUUAUAACAGCGGCGUGCUGAUUGGAGGACUAGUUGAACUCUACCGCAUUAACAACCAAUCAUCGUAUCUGUCACUAGCUCACAAGCUAGCCAAUGCUACCAUUGCAAACAGCACUAAGGGCGGUAUAUUUCGUGAGUAUUGUGAAGACUCUGGGGGUUGCGACGACGAUGCAUUAAUGUACAAGGGUAUCUUUGUACGCAAUCUUCGCUACCUCAUGGAAUUGAGCGACAACAGUACCAGGGCACAUUACAACCUCUGGAUACAGAACAACGUAAAGGCGGUUCUCUCAAGAAGUCGCUGCGAACCUCUGGUUGAAAAGUGCAACAUCACCUACAAAGACGGUCCCCCGGUACACAACGUUACGGGCCCUUUAUUCGGAACCACCUGGGCCGGACCGUAUAACCAGUCAGCCCCGAUGCAGGAAACGUGCGUCCUGGAUCUGUUCACGUCGUCCAUACCCCCGGGGGUCCGGUGUGUGGGGCAGGGAUGCACGUAUGAUCCCCCCAAUCCCCCUCCCAUCCACCUGACGUGCUCCAGUCACCCAUGCCCCCCGGGGGAGGACUGCUGUAAUGUCGGGAAGAGUUUCACAUGCUGUGACAUCACUCAGAAGUGUAAGGAUGGCAUCUGCACGUAAAUGAGGAAUGACUCUAAUAAAAGAUUCUAUACUGUGCAUGUGCUCAUUUUUAACUCAGUUUUAACUGUUCUAUCAUUUCCUGAUCUAUUCAUCUAAAAGUGAACAACUUGAAGGUCGACAGUUUCUUCCACGUAGACCAACGUCACCUUGCGGUUAACUGCAGAGUUGAUCGUACGAGAUGUUUUUAUCUGUAGGGACACCUGUUAAUUACAGUAGUUUAUUUGUCUUGA